CGAGAUAUCACGCGGCGCGAGAUGACCGAAAUGACGUUCACACAGCAACUCACCGCCAACCUUGCGUUUUUUUUGUUUUCAUGGCCGUUUCAUUCGAUCCGCAAUUAGCAACGUUUCAGCCGUCAUCAGUCGCUUCAGUUCCCGUUUCUACUCCAGCUGCCAAUGCUUCGUCGCCGAGUCCGGGUUCGCCGAGGACGCCACCAGUUUGCAAGUUCUUCAAGUCACCGCUGUAGGAAGGGAGAUCAAUGUCCGUUUCGCCAUGUCGUGAAGGCACAGUCGCCAGCACCUCUGCCCUCUGUGGAGGCGAAGGAGAUCAGUGGAUCCAGUGCUCCAAUUCCUGGACCAAAGGAUUCAGUCAAGGCAUUUCAACCUACGCCUCAACGACGGCAUAACUCCGCCGUUGAUCCAAAUAGAGUUGUCCAGCGUCCAACACCGAAGGGCGUGGCAAAGGCAACUCUUCCAUCGAUCCGCGCAUUGGAGAUCACCCAACUGAGGAGGCGUUUCCCAUUUCUCGCCGAGAGGGCGGGUACCGACGGAACAACCAUUUUAUCGAUCAACCUUUCACCAUCUGACCCAGAUUUUCCAUAUGAUAUUACAGCUCUAUCCUUCGACUUGUCAAUCCCCGACAAGUACCCUCAAGAGCAGCCAACAUUGAGGGUGAAGAACUCAGAUAUUCCAGUGGGAUAUGCUGUCAAUGUGGAUAGAGGCUUUAAUCAGCUGGCGAAGGAACUGGUAGGCAAGACAGCUUUGCUGGGCAUGGUGAAUCAGCUUGAUCGGAAGUUGGAGGAGUUUUUGGCUGGCAAGAAAGCAGAGACAUUCAAAGUCGUACGGCAUGCUGCGCAGAAGAAGCCAGAGGAAGCCAAGUCGAUUCCCUCGGCACCAGUGACACAGUCUCCACCGCGAAUGCACCCAGUGCAACCUCCUAAACCGACUCCGUCAUACACGGCUGACCAGCGUACAACUGCAACGAUCAAGAGAGAAUCAGAUAUCCGUCAUCUUGAGGCUAGACUGCGCGAUGCCAAAUUAUUCUCGACAAACAAGAACAUCACGACGUACCUUGUCCCGCUGAAGAUUACCAACUUCACCGGGCUUCCAUCCGAUAUGCACGGCGCAUUCAGUGCCAAGCUGCAUAUCCCAACGCUCUACAACCUGGAGCCGUGUACCAUCGAGCUGCCAAAGUCUGAUCCCGAGGUUGCUGGUAGGAUUGAGAGGAGGUUCGAGGAGUGGGCUAGGAGUCAUGCGGAUGGAACGCUCGUGAGCAAGUUGAAUUACCUCACGGUCAAUAUGCACAAGAUGGCUGCGCCGGAGGAGGAGAGGAAGAAGGUUGAGGAGGUUGUCACUCAAGCUAUGGCAGCCAUCUCCGUCACUGAUACUCGAGAGGGUGACGGAUCUGAAAAGAUACCAGCGAAAGAUAUCUUUGGUGUGGUUGACGACGAGAAGCACAAUGUACAAUUCAUUCUCAGACCAGAUCAUGUGUACAGUGUGGGUUACGACGGGGGAACGCCAAGCUUGGAGGAAGAGAGCUAUUCGUCUGACUACAGCUCCUCAGAAGAAGACUCCGAGGAAGAGGAACGUGCAGCAACCGUUGAGGCGGCAGCAGUGGGUGAUACGAAGGCUCCACCUCAUGGCACUGCCAUCUACCUUCCCGAGAUCCGCCUCGAGAACAUCUCGCUUCUGGAAGCGGCAUCUCUCUCCAUAUCAGUCAAGUGCGAGCGAUGUCGGCAUGUCUCGGAACAUCAGAAUAUCGUUCCGAACAGAACUCAGCCUCGCUUCUUUGCUUGCAACCAAUGCUCGCGAACUAUGGGUAUCGACUUCCGAAAGGAGCUUGUGCACGAGAAUUCGAACAGGUUGGGUUAUCUUGACUUGGAUGGGUGCACCAUUUUCGAUAUGCUUCCCUCAAACUUUACCGUGACAUGUGCUGAGUGUGACAUUGCGGCACCGAGUGGGGUCAGGAACCUCGUCAAGGGUGAUGCGAGCAGUAUCUUCUGUCAUAAAUGCCACACGAGGCUUACCGUUCAUCUCAAGGACGUUCGGUUUCGCAAGAUUGGAGCUGGUGGCGCGGAGCUUACAGGAGGUUUGGCUCUCAAAGCAAGAAAAGAAAAGAAACAAAAUCUUGGAAUCACUGUCGGCACGGCUCUGCCGGACAAAGGUGCUUGCAAGCACUACCGGAAGAGCUACCGAUGGUUUAGGUUCCCAUGUUGUAAGAAGGUCUUUGCGUGUGAUACGUGUCACGAUGAGCUUAGUGGGCAUCCUCAUGUCUUUGCUACACGGCAGAUCUGUGGCUUCUGCUCUCGUGAGCAGGUUUAUACACCCGAUAAGCCGUGUAUUGCCUGUGGUCGUGGGAUGAAGUCUAGGAGAACUCGUUUCUGGGAAGGAGGAGAGGGGAUGAGAGAUCAGCGCAAGAUGUCAAGGAAGGAUCCAAGGAAGUAUAAGCGGAAGCUUGGUAGUGCUGCCAAAGCUGCGGCGAAAUAAUUAGCAUAGCAAACCCGACAUGCAUUGUCUCACGAUACCGGAACAUUGUAGUGCGUUGUCAAGUUAACUCUAAGGCGAGGAUGAUGCUAUG
This is a messenger RNA of Saitoella complicata NRRL Y-17804, 2563 nucleotides long. RefSeq lists its product as uncharacterized. The transcript is spliced from 2 exons. The record is from RefSeq and is a predicted model, not a curated record. Bases 163 to 2472 code for a protein of 769 amino acids. Gene Ontology annotation, molecular function: zinc ion binding; protein binding. Lineage: Eukaryota; Fungi; Ascomycota; Saitoellomycetes; Saitoellales; Saitoellaceae.